Erigeron canadensis is the source of this 549-nucleotide messenger RNA. RefSeq lists its product as uncharacterized. The record is from RefSeq and is a predicted model, not a curated record. The coding region runs from base 1 to 549 and encodes 182 amino acids. The transcript has 2 exons. Gene Ontology annotation, molecular function: zinc ion binding; nucleic acid binding. Lineage: Eukaryota; Viridiplantae; Streptophyta; Magnoliopsida; Asterales; Asteraceae.
AUGGAGUCCUUCUCCAUGUUGGCGGAUGUGGCUAGAGAUCACGAAAUUGAGAUGGAAAGGGUGGAUGAUAGUGAAUUAAAAAGGAAGCAUGAAGACGUGAGUUCCCCAAACAAGAGGCCUAGACAAGAAGGGAAUUCCGGAAACCACUCUAAUAAAAGAGUUCCAUUUUGCCGCCAAUGCAAGAAGAAUCAUUCGAGGGUAUGUAGGGCGGUGGAGAAAGGUUGUUAUACUUGUGGGAAGCCGGGGCAUACUAGCCGGGAAUGUAGGUCCAAACCUCACAAGCCCGUUGUUUGUUUCAAAUGCUUUGAAGAGGGUCAUAUGAGAAGUUCAUGCCCUAAGUUGACCGAAGAAGAAAGACUGGAAGAAAGGAGGAAAGAGGCAGAGAGGAGAAAUACUCAAGCUCAUGGAAACUCGUGUGGAAGAUCUUUCCAACUCACUGUAGAGCAAGCAAGAGACGCAGAUGAUGUUGUCACAGGGGCGAAUAGAUCAUUUGUUGCAACUAGAGUAAUUCAUAAUAUUCCCGUGUCUAAAUCAUAUUUAGAAAUGUAG